Molecule: messenger RNA, 2780 nt
Organism: Hippocampus comes (tiger tail seahorse)
Lineage: Eukaryota; Metazoa; Chordata; Actinopteri; Syngnathiformes; Syngnathidae
Gene: p4ha3
Product: prolyl 4-hydroxylase, alpha polypeptide III
Exons: 13
Coding region: 665-2389 (574 amino acids)
Biological process (GO): peptidyl-proline hydroxylation to 4-hydroxy-L-proline
Cellular component (GO): endoplasmic reticulum
Molecular function (GO): protein binding; procollagen-proline 4-dioxygenase activity; iron ion binding
Source: RefSeq, a predicted model, not a curated record
AUUGCAGAUGCCUGGCGAGGACUCGCCAAAUUUGCGGCAGGCCCAAGGUCGGCCGAGGUCUGGAAGCAGCCUGACGCUGCCUUGCUCAAUGCGGUUCCAACUGCUUUGCUGGCGCUGUUCACGGCGAUGUCUCGGUUAACCAUCAACCUGCUGCGCACGCACACACGCGAGCGCGCGCCGCAGGUUGAUGGAAGGCCGGGGCAAAUGACAGCAGGACGUUUGCUCGGCGGCUGGGUGGCUCUUCGCUCGUUAGCGCGUUCGCACUUUCUUCUCACCACGAGCUGCUGCCGGUUGACAAAAAAAAAAAGCAAAAGAAGUAUUUGGGCUGUCGGCACUUCUCCCCAAAUGCCACGACUUGUCCAAAAGCGUCAGUGAGGAUUUCAUGCGGGCUUCACUUUCAUUUGGCUGCGGUGCAUCACGUGGCCACAAGGCGUCAGUGAAGCUCCGGAAGCAACCCCGAAAGUGAUUUGGGAUUUGUCGCUCCCUCAAAUUUUCAGGUGAAAAUCGAUUGUGACUGUUUCUAUUCGAAUAUUUGUUUUAAAAAAAAACAGCCGCUUCUGUCGGUUUGCCUGCAAAACGACGGCGUGCAAUCGCUGAGGGCUCAGUCGUGUGCGAGUUGCAAAGUGAACGAUGAGGGCAGGGAGAGAAAGGUCUCCCACCCGAGAUGGAGAGGGGGUGGGGGGAGGGGGGGUGUAGACUCCUGCAAGAGGAAGGCUUCUCCCAAAUCCCGACAGCUCGGCCGCGGCGUGGACGUGCGAAACUGCCGGAGAUGAAGCUGGCGCGGUGCCUGCAGCUGGCCUGCCUGUGCGCGUGCGCGUUGCUCCCGACGUGCGCGGCCGACAUGUUUACGUCGCUGCUGGACGUCAGGCAGGCCAUCAUCGUGGAGAGGAAGCUCAUCGGACACUUGAGGACGUACAUCGACGAGGAGUGGGACAGGCUGCAAGAUGUCAGGCGGUUUUACGGCAAAGUGUGGCGCCUUCACAGCGAGCUGUACGGAGGCCCGUCGGACGGGCUGGCCAACCCGCUGCUGGCCUUCACGCUCAUCAAGCGGCUGCACGCCGACUGGCUCAACGUCGUCUACAGCCACGGAGCCCGAGACAACGCACAAGCCCUCAGGCGGAGUCUGGAGCAGGAAGCGGACAAGCUGCCCAAAGCGGAGGACGUGCGGGGGGCGGCCCGGGGCCUGAUGCGGCUGCAGGACGUGUACGCGCUGCACGUGUCCAGCCUGGCCGCCGGCCGCUUCCGUAGGGCCAGCGGAAGCGGCCGGCUGGCGGACGUCUACACGUCGGCCGUGGCCGCGCCGCUGUCUGGAGACGACUGCUUUCUGGUGGGGAAGGUGGCCUACGAUGAGGAGGACUACUACCACUCGGUGGCAUGGCUGCAGGAGUCGGUCGAGCGGUUCAGGAGCCCGGGAGGCGGCCGGAGCCCCGAGAACGAAGGCACGCUGGAGGACGCGCUGGACCACCUGGCCUUCUCUCAUUUUAAAACUGGAAACGUCUCCCGCGCGCUCAGCCUGUCACGGGAGCUGCUGCAUCACGAUCCGCUGAACAGAAGGGUUUUGCGCAACGUGGAGAAGUACGAGAAGCUGCUGGUGGCCGGGCCGCCCGCGUCGCCGGUCCGACCCGCCGCCAAGCAUGUCAAGACCAGGGACGCCUACGAGAGGCUGUGCCAGGCAGCCGGACCUCAAGCCCCGACGUUGAAAAGCGCUCCCUUGUUCUGUGACUAUUUCACUAACGGGAGCCCGGCACUGACGCUGCUGCCCGCCAAACGCGAAGUGCUGAGUCUGCGUCCUUUGGUGGUUCUCUUCCACCGCUUCGUCACCGACGACGAGGCUCAGCGCAUCAAGGACCUGGCGCGGACUCGAUUGCAAAGAUCCGUGGUGGCUUCUGGAGAGAAACAAGCGACGGUAGACUAUCGCAUCAGCAAGAGCGCGUGGCUGAAGGACUCGGCACACUCGGUGGUCGGCGAGCUGGACCGCAGGAUCGCCGCGGUUACGGGUCUCAACGUGACACACCCCUCUGGCGAGUACCUCCAAGUUGUCAAUUACGGCAUCGGAGGUCAUUACGAAGCUCACUUUGAUCACGCCACAUCGCCAUCCAGUCCCGUCUUUCGGCUGAACACCGGCAAUCGCGUGGCUACUUUCAUGAUUUAUCUCAGCUCUGUGGAAGCGGGCGGCUCCACGGCAUUCAUUUACGGCAACUUCAGCGUUCCCGUCGUGAAGAACUCUGCCAUCUUCUGGUGGAAUCUGCAUCGAAACGGCAGCGGCGACGAGGACACGCUGCACGCCGGCUGUCCCGUCCUCAUCGGCGACAAAUGGGUGGCCAAUAAGUGGAUCCACGAGUACGGCCAAGAGUUCCGACACGGCUGCAGCUUGAACCCUGAGGAGUGAGGCGCUGGGCGGGCUCUCCGGACUCAAACGAGCAAUUGCGAUUGUGAAGCGGCGGGGGAGGAGCCUGAGCCAGACUGACAAGUGCGAACACAGCAGAGAGAGAAGGCGCAUGAAGGUCCACUUCAGGGCUCUGGCCUCCAACAUUGCUUCCAGGGGACCUCUGGCGACCCGAUUGCUCGACUGGCCAGUUUGUGCAGCUGGACAGGAAGCAGACAACACCGUUGGUUUCACCUAAUCAUGUACGAGACGCUUCACCUGCAGCAAAAAGACGUCCAAACUGAUCUUGGCGGUGUCUCCGGGCAGCCAGCCAUGCCAAAGUUUGAUUUACAAGAUCAACACUGCACAGCUCACUGAGAUAGAGUCUUGUGCCUAAAUGUUCCAUGUUGCCAUA